Messenger RNA from Pleurotus ostreatus (oyster mushroom), 297 nucleotides. RefSeq lists its product as uncharacterized. Lineage: Eukaryota; Fungi; Basidiomycota; Agaricomycetes; Agaricales; Pleurotaceae. The transcript has 2 exons. The record is from RefSeq and is a predicted model, not a curated record. Bases 1 to 297 code for a protein of 98 amino acids.
AUGAUCACUUCAGAAAAACCUAGCGAAGCACAAACCCAACUGCACCCUCCUCCAGCGUACGGGGAGAACUCUGGUGCAUCGCCGGCACAAGCGCACAAUCCUUACUUCCAACAACAGCCGCAGCCACACAUACUAUAUCCGCCUCCAGGGUCGCCAUAUCAGGAGGGGCCACCAUCUUCACCACCACAAGUAUAUCCCCCUCAGCAGGUGCAGCAGCCAUGGUCUCCCAACAUGCAAGACCCAAUGGCUAGGGAUGUCCAAAUCGGCCAGAACUAUCAAGCUGUUCGGAAGGCAUGA